CCAACGGUUUAUAUUUUUCUGAUGGUGAGUGCCGUCAUGUUUAUAUGUCCUCGUACAGUAGCCUUUUUCAGCUUAAGAAGCUUUCAUUCUCAGAUGAAGCAGAUAAGCUGAAAUGGAGAAGCUGUUGAAUUCUUCGCGUCUAGUUUUCUCACCUGCUGUUGCGUCUUUUUCACUUUCAUCAAGUGAAAAUUACACAAGGACAAGGGCUGAAAGAAACAACAAGCUUGCCAAUCAACUACCAAACAAAGGAACGUGUGGGUCGCAAAAAUUGCUUAGGCAUCACAUUCUCUCAACAAGAAUUCCGGUGCACCGUAGGGUGGAGCACAAUUCUCCUAUCUCUGCCGUUUUGACAGAUGACCCCUCAACAAUGACAAGUAUGGACGAUGAUACAGAAAAUAUUGGUAUCUUGCGCAUUGAUCCAGGCUUAGAACCAUUUAAAGAUCACUUCAAAUACAGAGUGAGGAAGUAUGUAGAUCAGAAAAACCUUUUUGAAAAGUAUGAAGGAGGUCUUGAGGAAUUUGCAAAAGGUUAUUUGAAAUUCGGAUUUAAUAGGGAAGAAGGUGGCAUUGUGUACCGUGAGUGGGCCCCAGCAGCUCUGGAAGCACAAGUUAUUGGGGACUUCAAUCAAUGGGAUGGUUCUAACCACAAGAUGGUAAAGGAUCAAUAUGGUGUUUGGAGUAUCAAAAUUCCAGAUUCUGUUGGAACUCCGGCUAUUCCUCAUGGUUCACGAGUCAAAUUCCGAUUCAAGCAUGGUGAUGGGGUUUGGGUUGAUAGAAUCCCUGCAUGGAUUAAAUAUGCUACUGUAGACCCUACAAGUUUUGCGGCCCCAUAUGAUGGUGUAUACUGGGAUCCGCCAGCAUCGGAAAGGUAUGAGUUUAAGUACCCUCAGCCCCCAAAGCCUAUGGCCCCAAGGAUAUAUGAAGCUCAUGUUGGAAUGAGCUGCUCUGAACCCCGUGUGAAUUCUUAUAGAGAAUUUGCUGAUGAUGUUUUGCCUCGUAUUCGAGCAAAUAACUAUAACACAGUCCAGUUAAUGGCUGUGAUAGAGCAUUCCUACUAUGCAUCAUUUGGUUAUCAUGUAACAAACUUUUUUGCUGUAAGUAGCAGAUCUGGAACUCCUGAUGACCUUAAGUAUUUAAUUGAUAAAGCCCAUAGCUUAGGUCUGCGGGUCUUGAUGGAUGUUGUUCACAGCCAUGCAAGUAACAAUGUCACUGAUGGCCUUAAUGGCUAUGAUGUUGGCCAAAGCUCACAAGAAUCGUAUUUCCAUGCUGGCAGUCGAGGCUACCAUGCAUUGUGGGAUAGUAGGCUCUUCAAUUAUGCAAAUUGGGAAGUACUUCGCUUCCUUUUGUCCAACUUGAGGUGGUGGCUUGAGGAGUACAAAUUUGAUGGAUUCCGAUUCGAUGGGGUAACUUCAAUGUUGUAUCAUCAUCAUGGGAUUAACACGGCUUUUACUGGGAAUUAUAAUGAGUAUUUCAGUGAGUCAACGGAUGUUGAUGCUGUUGUUUAUAUGAUGCUGGCAAAUAGUCUGGUUCACAAUAUCUUGCCAGAUGCAACUAUAAUUGCUGAAGAUGUUUCUGGUAUGCCUGGACUUUGUUUGCCUGUCUCUGAGGGAGGUAUUGGUUUCAACUACCGUCUGGCAAUGGCCAUCCCUGACCAGUGGAUUGAUUAUUUGAAGAAUAAGAAGGAUGAAGAAUGGUCGAUGAAGGAAAUAUCAUGGAAUUUGACAAAUAGGAGAUACACUGAGAAGUGUGUAUCUUAUGCUGAAAGUCAUGACCAGGCCAUUGUAGGUGACAAGACUAUUGCAUUUCUUUUAAUGGAUGAAGAGAUGUAUUCUGGUAUGUCUAGUUUAACAGAGGUCUCUCCAACUGUUCAGCGAGGAAUAGCACUUCAUAAGAUGAUACAUUUCUUAACUAUGGCAUUAGGAGGAGAGGGCUACCUUAAUUUUAUGGGGAAUGAGUUUGGCCAUCCUGAGUGGAUUGACUUCCCAAGAGAGGGCAAUGGGUGGAGUUAUGAAAAAUGCAGACGCCAAUGGAACUUGGUGGAUACUGAUCACUUAAGAUACAAGUUCAUGAAUGAAUUUGACAGAGCUAUGAACAUGCUUGAUGAUAAAUUCUCAUUCCUCGCAUCAUCAAAACAGAUUGUGAGCAGCACAAAUGAAGAAGACAAGGUUAUUGUCUUUGAGCGAGGAGAUCUGGUUUUUGUGUUCAAUUUUCAUCCAGAAAAUACAUACGAAGGGUAUAAAGUUGGGUGUGACUUGCCAGGGAAGUAUAGAGUUGCACUUGAUAGUGAUGCUUCGGAAUUUGGUGGACAUGGAAGGGUGGGUCAUGAUGUAGACCAUUUUACAUGUCCAGAAGGGAUGCCAGGUGUGCCUGAGACAAAUUUCAACAACCGUCCGAACUCAUUCAAAGUACUCUCACCAGCUCGAACCUCUGUGGUUUACCAUAGGGUGGAAGAAAAAGAAGAAGAAGAGCACAACGAAAGUUCAUUGACCAAUGCGAAAAAGACAUUAGCAGCAGAUGUUCUGCAAAACAGUAGUGAAUCGAUCAGUGCUAAUGAGACAUUAGGUGAUGUUGCGGACAACUGUAGUCAAUCGGUCAGCAGCAAGGCGACAUUAGUAGCAGAUGUUGUGGCUGAUCGGGAAAACCUUGAAGCUUUACCAACCAUAGAAGGUGAUGGUGAGUCUGUUGGGACACCGGAGCACUGAAUCUUCCAUUAUUGUGCAAAUCAAGCUCGUCAUUGAUGUGUUCAUGUCAUAUAAUCAAUAAUAAGCAUUAAUCACGGGAUUUUAUGGACUGCUGUAAAUUCUGGUGUCCGUUUAAUAUGUCAUUGGUAAGACUGGAUUUCAUAUAUGCUUUAUGCUGGAAUUUUUGCUACAUUCCAAGGAUUAAAUGUGUAUUGUACUUGCUCAUGUGAUUAGCAAUAAUGUAAAGUUGCAGUUUAAAAGCUGUUUCACAAAUCUUAUUGUGGCCUAUAAAAAAUUUAGAGAAUAUUUAUGUUGAUAUUUCAA
This is a messenger RNA of Pistacia vera, 3004 nucleotides long. RefSeq names its product 1,4-alpha-glucan-branching enzyme 1, chloroplastic/amyloplastic-like. NCBI's taxonomy places the organism in Eukaryota, Viridiplantae, Streptophyta, Magnoliopsida, Sapindales, Anacardiaceae. Gene Ontology annotation, molecular function: cation binding; hydrolase activity, hydrolyzing O-glycosyl compounds; 1,4-alpha-glucan branching enzyme activity. Gene Ontology annotation, cellular component: cytoplasm. The record is from RefSeq and is a predicted model, not a curated record. The transcript is spliced from 14 exons. Bases 113 to 2701 code for a protein of 862 amino acids. Gene Ontology annotation, biological process: glycogen biosynthetic process.